AUGAAGGGGAAACCACAAAUUGAGACCAAUAAUGUGUUCGAUAUAUUGCAGAAAGCAAGCUAAAAUUUGAAGACAUAAAAAUUGGAUCUCAUAAAUUCUGUUAGAAACAUGUCAAGUAAAUCAAAUUCAAAUGGUAAUAUAUUUGGGAAGGAAUUCUUAAAGUAAUAAUUUUGUAAGGAGAACCAGCAAAAGAAGAAACAGAUGUCAAAUCUAGAGUUAGUGGCAGCAAUGUAGAAGUAUAAUUAAUUGUUACAACAAAAACGAGACACUCCUACUAGAAAUUAUUCAAAAAGUUAAUCACUGUUAAAUCAACUUGUCACUAAAGUAACUCCAAACUUAGAACUUAAUAUGUUUAAAUCAUCAUAAAGAUCCCCUAUGAGUACAGAUGUAAGACCUUAAACAUCUGACUUGAAAGCUCCUACUUCUGUACAGCACAAAAGAUAAUAAUCAAUAGGUUCCAAAGAUUAAAAUUACAAGAAAUUAUAUAAUGCGAUGUUAUAGAAACCUAAAAAGGCUUAAUCACAUUAAACUACUCCAUAACAUUCCAGAUAAUUAUCAUUGUAGCAACCAUAAUAAUAAUUAUCUAAUAGAGAAUCGAAAUAUUUUGAAAGUAUUAAAUUCAAUAAGGAAAACAAAGAGAAUAGUUAAUUUCAAUAUUAUUUGGGAAAAAUUAGAUAAGUUUUUACUCGCCCUCUAAGAGAUGAUUAUUUUAGUUGCAUUUAUAGAGAACAUUUUUUUCAAACUUAUUAAGGAAUUUAUGUUGCUUCUUAUCUUAGACCAGUUGAUCCUAAUGAUUUAAAAAAAAAAGUAGUUCAAUUGAAAUAAAAAGAUAAAUAUAGAAGUAUUAAUAAUUAUAUUUAAAUUAGAUAAAAUCUCUUUAAUUUUUGAUUUAGAUGAAACAUUAGUACAUUGUAAUGAAUCGCUGUUAUAAAAAUCUGAUAUUGUUUUAAAUAUCUAAGUAGGUCCAAAUGAAAUAGUUAAAGCAGGAGUUAAUAUACGUCCUGGAGCUAUAGAACUUUUAGAAUCCUUAGUUGAUGAUUUUGAAAUAAUAGUAUUUACAGCAUCACAUUCAUGUUAUGCUCAAUAAGUCUUAGAUUAUUUGGAUCCAGAUAACAAAUUGAUUUCUCAUCGACUUUUUAGAGAUAAUUGUAUAAUGACAACAGGAGGAAUGUAUACUAAGGAUUUGAGAAUUUUUGAUAGACAAUUGAGUUAAAUUGUUUUGAUUGAUAAUGCUGCAUAUAGUUAUGCGUGGUAAUUAGAUAAUGGAAUUCCUAUUGUUCCUUUUUACGAUAAUAAAGAUGAUAGAGAGUUAUGGGGUUUACAAAAUUAUUUAUAUGGAAUGAUUGGCAUUUCAGAUGUUAGAGAAUAUAAUAGGUAAAUUAUAUUUACUUUAAUAUUAGAGAGAAAUUAAAAUUAAAUUAAUUUUUUGAUUCCCAAGGACCUGCAAGUGUAUUUGAAAAAAUCUUCUAAUAGAAAAUUGAAAUAUGA
Paramecium sonneborni is the source of this 1488-nucleotide messenger RNA. Lineage: Eukaryota; Ciliophora; Oligohymenophorea; Peniculida; Parameciidae. The record is from the annotation of a GenBank genome assembly.